Molecule: messenger RNA, 6112 nt
Organism: Purpureocillium takamizusanense
Lineage: Eukaryota; Fungi; Ascomycota; Sordariomycetes; Hypocreales; Ophiocordycipitaceae
Gene: STT4
Product: 1-phosphatidylinositol 4-kinase
Exons: 3
Coding region: 227-6094 (1955 amino acids)
Biological process (GO): phosphatidylinositol phosphate biosynthetic process; phosphatidylinositol-mediated signaling
Cellular component (GO): cytoplasm; plasma membrane
Molecular function (GO): 1-phosphatidylinositol 4-kinase activity
Source: RefSeq, a predicted model, not a curated record
GUGCACAGGAGCCUCGGCCUCGUGGCACUGGCACGGGCAGCAGCUCCUGACUCUACUUCGUAGUUGAGGCCUGCUGUCAUUCCCGACCGCCAGCCCGCCGUCGACUCAACAAAGCCCCAACCGGCACGGGUUGCAUCUGCAACGAACGCCCUUUGCUUCCCGCCUCGUCUUCCGACCUUGUCUUUGUACCGCAUUUGCGCGUUCGGAUUCCCCUAAUCUGCCAACCAUGGCGCGCGACAUCCGCGCAAAGGCGCUCCAAAAGAUAGCUUCGCUGUCGGCGGCCAGCUCCACCAUCUCGUUCGACCGGUCCGAUCUCGACAAGCUGUGCCGGGCCUGCCAUGCGGGAGGCAGGGGACGGGAGUAUGCCCAUGGAGGAUACAGCGCGAAGCAAGCCGGCUCGUUGGGUCGCGUGCCAAUGUCGAUUCGCGAGUUCGAGGUCCUGCUGGCCUUGUGCAAGACGGCGCCCAGCAUCCAGUCGGCCCAGAGCGCACAGAGGCUCUCGUUCCAGCUCAUCCCCUAUAUCCUCGAGGCGCACUCCCAAGUCUUCGUUCCGUCGCCCUUCUUCCGCCGCAUCGAGCCGUCGCCGACCGAGUCUCUCUCCUUCCACGCCACGGGAGCCCUGCUGGCCCUUGGUUUGAAGUUCGCCGACCUUAGGGAGACGGUUACAGAUGGAAUCUGGGCCUUCACCAAUUCGUGCAGCCGCGCCAUCGAGUCGGUCAUCUCGCCGCACGCCAGCGACCCCGAGAAUCCGCCCAUGAGCGAGGCCGUCCGCACAGCCACCAUUGCCCUUGCCUUGCUGGGCUUCUUGGAUGCCGCGUCGGCCCAGGCCGACUUUUGGAAGGCUGGCGGCCGUUUGGGUCUCAUACAGAAGAUUAAGCAGCUCCUGUCUGAGCAGUUCCUUAUCGCCGUGGAGACAGCACUUUCCACCAUCCGCAACACCCACAGCCAAGACCGUGAGGCAAAGGAGUGGAAGAGACUUCUUCGCCACUACUCUUUGGCCGGAAGGCCUCUCGGCGCGACUCUCCUUCAGCGCAGCUUCAUGUGGCUGGUGCUUUCAAGCACGUCUCUCAUGGUGGUCGACGGCCCGGCUUUGAGGAAGGUCCACAUUCUGGACCUGCUCAUGUCGGGUGCUGGAAAUGUUCAACCCGAGGCGGGCCAGCUACUCGACGGUGACCUCCGCUCCAUUGAGGUGUACGCCGGCAUGGCUGUCGAGCAGAUGGAGUACCUUGAGGCUGGUGCCGACUUUGCCCGUCUUGGCUCGCCGCAUCAGCAGAAGCUGGCCCUUGCCGUCAAGUCUGCCGCCCUGAUCACGUAUCUGAACUGCUCGCUCCUCGAUGAGGAAGUCGCAGAUGGGGAUGUUCUCAUGACCUGGCUACAAGAAACUCUCGAAGAUGAGGUGCAGAUGGCGGACCAAGGCUUGGCCUCCGUUGUGCUGCGAUGCUUGGCUCUGAUAUGCCGCGUCUCGCCCGACUUCUCCGGGACUGUCAGUCGCCUCCUGCCGCGAUUCCUUGUUCAGACUACACCGCACGGUUCGACUGUUCGCGUGGCAUCGGACAGCCUGGCAUAUGUUCUCAAGAUGCUAUCAAAGGACGCCGUCAUUAGCAUAUUGUACACACUUGGCAACGUGCUUAGCCCUGAGCUGGGAGGUGCCAUCACCAACGGUCAGGUCAACGGAACAGCCGGCGGUGAUGGGGUCGCAGGCGCCGUAUAUGCCGGCCGCCCUUCCACUGGCAGCUCCAUUUCUCUACUGAUGGACGGCGAGGAAGAGACAGCCAUUGUGUACGGCAAUAUUGUGCAUGCGAUCUGUCGCAUCGCAGCAGCAUACAAGGACGAGAAAAUUACUGCCUUGGCUCAGUCUAUGCUCCUCCAGAAGCUAGACAAGGUCAACGCCAGUGUCGAUGCCCAGGUCAUUUCCGGUGCCGCAACAUUGGCUCUCCAUGGCGGCGCGCUUGAGUUCCGAGCGCUUCUCAAGAUGUACAGCAGGAUAUGCCACAUUGGCGUCGUAGAUGGCAAGGAGUUCUUGCUGGCUGCGGUCAUGAAAGCAAGGACGCAUAUAUCUGCCAACUUGAAGCGUGACUCUCCGCUCUUUGACAUCUACUGGGAGCACCUUGCGGAUAGCAUCAUCUCUCUAGGUGAUGCUGAGACGUCCAGCCAUACCAAGGAAUCCGACAUGCAGCUUGUGGCUCAGGAGAUCGGCGAGCUUCUACGUCCUUUGGCCGUGUUCAUGGCCAGCAACGACCUUGCCUCUGAACCUCUAGGCGACGAGGAGGCGUAUUCGAUGUUGAGAGACGCUUGGUUCAACAUUGCCGUGCAUGGCUUCACAGCUGGCACGGACCGCGCCAAGAUAUACAUGGCCGAGCUGCGCACCAUUGCCAUCCAUUCCCCUGCGCUGGUCGCCGGCGAGCGAGGCGAACAGGUGGAGAGCGACAUCGAGCUUAACACCGUAUUACGGCGAGGCAGCAGCGGCGAACGAGAGGCCAUGCAGAAGAAGCUUCUCACUGGGCUCAUACCGUCCAAGGCAGCUGAUAUUAAGAACCUGAGCUACCGCAAAGUCAUCUUCCUGCAAGCGGCGUACCUCGUCGAGACCCUCCGAGCCGAGUCGGGCGACUGCACCAAGGUUCUCACCUACUUCCUCGAACCAAGCAUGCGCAAGAUGGAGGUCAACAACACCAUGGAGGGUAUCGCCUCUGCCGUCAUCGACAAGUAUCUCCAGAAGACUCUGGCAGGCACCGACCCCAGCUUCUCAGCGCAAUACGCGGCCACGCAGCUUGCGUCGAUCUUUUGCCGGUGUUGCCAUCGCAUCGAGCGGGUGCAGCAAGCGGCAUUGAACAGUGCGGACCGCAUCAUCCGGGAAGUGCCUUCCGCUCUGUGCAACAGGACUCCGCUGUUUGCCCUCUUGGAGCUCCUCUCGCUCAUGUGGUCGAGCUGCGUCGAAGCCGAGACCGACCUCUACACGCCUCGGUCGACCUUUUCCUCGUAUCUCGGAAAAGUCACUCUCGAGCUUUCCGAUGACUACGAAUUCCGGCGUUGGACGUUGGACAUCUUGAACCGUAAGGCGAAGGCGUGGGUCAACUCUGUCAUCAACCUCGCCCCCUUGGAUGUCAAGGGCCUGCUGCAGACGUAUCUGUCCGAGCUUGACGACGACGGCGCGUACGGCCACAUCUCGCUCGGAAGAUCCUUUGCUUUGGAGCUCGGAUCAGUCAUUCCUCUGACUAACAAUCGCCUGCAAUCACUUGACCGAGUUGGAGACUGCAACAUCAAUGCGGCAUCCGAUUUUGUCGCUCAGUACACGACACGUCAGGAGUACCGCUAUGGCGAGGCGCUUCCAGACCGCGGCAACGAGCUCAUCAGCUUCAUGACGAUGAGCCGCAGGUCGUCCUUCGCACAGUCCUCCGUUAUGGAAAGCGCGAAUGCGUCGACUGCGCUGGCCCACGUCGAAGCCCGGAUCCUGAGCAAGAAAUCGACGCCCUUGGUGGAGGUGCGAGACAUCCUUCGGCGCGCCGCUGCCCUGCUUUGCCGCGGCCGACGAGACGAGGGUGCUGUGGCUCGCUAUCUUGUCACCAUACCCUUUGCCCUCUUCACCAAGCAAUCCAUCAAGCUGGGCGUGUCGCUGUGGCUCGGCGUCAUGAAUGAGAAUCCGCGGCUGGAGCCCAAGCUGCUGACCAGCAUUGCCCAACAAUGGGAAUUUACAAUCUCUCGCCGCGUUGGUCUCUUUAGCCCUGCCCUGACGCAUCCUGACCCUUUCUUCCUACGAGAAGAGUUCGCGCCAAGUGAGCUCGAGGCUCUUGCAAAGAGGCGGCAGCAGGUGCAUGACGUGCUUUCACCGCAUACCCGCCUCCUGCAGUUCUUCACGAGCCACUUCAACGCCACGCGUCUUGGUAGCCCCGACAUCCAGAGAGUGUUCCUCCGUAUGCUGGACUUGACGAUGGAUGCCCUCAAAGAUGCUACGGCUCAUCCGAUGGCAAGAGAAGUGCGGUUCCAUAUCGUCCUGCUCGGGCUCAAGGUCCUGCGCGCCAGCACCACCAUUGGGGCCACUGCUCAGUGGCGACUUAAGGAGAAGAUCCUCUCAGCAGGCCUCGGCUGGUUCAGAAACUCGCCCAGGUGGUCAUUUGGCAGCAACAUCCUCCAGCUCAAGACCGAAGUCCGACUGAUCUCGGACGUUCUCGCUGCCUUGAAGAUGGUGUCAUUUAUUGGAGCGCACACCGUCGGCAACAUCACGUCCCUGCAACCCAGGGAGCAACUGCUGCAGCUGCUUCUGGAGAAUGAGCAAGGCCGACUAAGUGUCUGGAUCAACCCCCUCAACUACCAUCACGGCGGUGCGUUCUCGACGCAUAACCCGUCAAAGACCCAUGUCGAGAAUGCACUUGUUCCGCUGGUGCGCGUUGCGUGGUGGCAGGACCCUGCCAUCGCAAUCGAGCUCGCCACGAGGUUCCCUCAUGCCCGCCUGCACAGGGAGGUUAGGAUGCUGCUCCUCACCAUGCCCGAAAAGGCUGUCUCGGAGCCGGAAGCACUACCUCUCGUUUUCGGCGGCCAUCUGCCAGACGAUGUCAACUCACAAUUGAAGGCGAGUCAUCCUGUAGACAGAACCGGUCUCGCGCUAACGCUUUCGCAGUAUCUCCUUUUCUGGGAGCCCAUGAACCCGCUCACCGCUGUGACUCUGUUCUUGCCGGCCUACAAGGACCACCCGUUCCUUAUCCAGUACGCAAUGCGUGCACUUGAGAGCCAUUCUGCCGACAUCACCUUCUUCUACGUACCCCAGAUUGUGCAGACACUCAGAUAUGACAAUCUGGGAUACGUCGAGCGAUAUAUCCUGGAGACUGCCCAAUUUUCCCAGCUCUUUGCGCACCAAAUCAUUUGGAACAUGAAGGCAAACAUGUACAAGGAUGACGAUGCCCAGGUGCCAGACGAAAUCAAGCCGACGCUCGACUCCGUCAUGGAGAAGAUGGUGGACAGCUUCGCCGCCGAGGACAAGGAGUUUUACGAGCGAGAGUUCUCCUUCUUUGACGAGGUCACGAGUAUCUCGGGCAAGCUGAAGCCGCUCAUCAAACGGCCCAAGCCGGAAAAGAAGCAGAAGAUUGAGGAAGAGCUGCGUAAGAUCAAGGUCGAGGUCGGAGUGUAUCUCCCUAGCAACCCCGACGGCGUCGUCAUUGGCAUCGAUCGCAAGUCUGGAAAGCCUCUGCAAAGCCACGCCAAGGCACCGUACAUGGCAACGUUCCGAAUCAAAAAGUCCAAGGGCCCUACGGAAGAGGCACGGGAGGUGGUCGAAGAGGCCAGCAAGCAGGCGGAGGAGCCGCAGGAGAACACGGUCGAGGUGUGGCAGUCGGCCAUCUUCAAGGUCGGCGACGACUGCAGACAGGACGUGCUGGCGCUGCAGAUGAUAGCUGCCUUCCGCGGCAUCUUCCACAACGUCGGGCUGGACGUGUACGUGUUCCCGUAUCGCGUCACGGCGACGGCGCCCGGAUGCGGCGUCAUCGACGUGCUGCCCAACUCCAUCUCGCGCGACAUGCUGGGGCGCGAGGCCGUCAACGGGCUAUACGAGUACUUUGUGUCCAAGUACGGCAACGAGGACUCGCUCCGGUUCCAGCAGGCGCGCAACAACUUUGUGAAGUCGAUGGCGGCGUACUCGGUCAUCUCGUUCCUGCUGCAGUUCAAGGACCGCCACAACGGCAACAUCAUGAUUGACGACGCGGGCCACAUCCUGCACAUUGACUUUGGCUUCUGCUUCGACAUCGCGCCGGGCGGCAUCAAGUUUGAGCGGGCGCCGUUCAAGCUCACGGGCGAGAUGGUGGCCGUCAUGGGCGGGUCCAUGGACCACCAGAGCUUCAAGUGGUUCGAGGAGCUCUGCGUCAAGGCCUUUCUCGCCAGCAGGCAGUACUGCGAGAAGCUCAGCCAGAUUGUCCUGCUCAUGAUGGACAGCGGCCUCCCCUGCUUCAAGCCUGAGAGCGUCAAGCACUUUCGCGAGAGGUUCGUGCUCGACAAGACGGAGCGCGAGGCUGCCAACUUUAUGAAGGACCUCAUCAAGAAGAGCUACUCGAGCUACAGCACGGGCGUCUACGACCAGUUCCAGCUGCUGACCAACGGCAUCCCAUACUGAUCAACAGUGCGCGUGUUU